Neoarthrinium moseri is the source of this 1116-nucleotide messenger RNA. RefSeq lists its product as uncharacterized. The transcript is spliced from 2 exons. The record is from RefSeq and is a predicted model, not a curated record. Bases 1 to 1116 code for a protein of 371 amino acids. NCBI's taxonomy places the organism in Eukaryota, Fungi, Ascomycota, Sordariomycetes, Amphisphaeriales, Apiosporaceae.
AUGCCUCAGCGACAAAUCACCAUCACCUACCAACGCCCCGGUACGCAUCCGCCAAUCUUCGUGGCAGGUACCUUCACAGAUCCAGCAUGGAAACCACAAGAGAUGACCCACAUAGUUGAUGAGCAUGGUGAAAACAAAUUCGAGAGCACUGUCUCCGUCCAAGAGGGAGCUGAGGUGCUAUAUAAAUUUCGCAUUGGGCACGGCGAUUGGUGGGCUUGUGACGAAGGGGUUGAUACGGUUAGCGACGGCCAAGGAAAUGUGAACAACGUGAUGCGAAUUGAAUCUGCAGGUUCCGACGACCAAGACUUCGAUGAUGUAUAUGACGAUGACGUAGAAGAACCCGGAUGCCCUCUGUUUGCCUACGAAUCCGUUGGCAGCCAAGAAGCAUAUCCUCUCUCAUCACAAGGCAAACCUUUCAAAGGUGGCCGGUCCCUUGCACCGGACGACCUGUCUCCCUUUUCUGCUCAACGCAACCCUAGCAUGGGGAGUGGUAACCGUGAUGUCGACCACAAUGACCCGCGGGUGGAAGUAUUCCCCAAUCGAGACCGUCGGUCUAUUGUGGAAGCUUUGCUACAACUCCAGAACAUCAUGCCCGAAGACGAGUCAUCUCUCGACAUCCCGCCGCCGUCGCCUGUGGUCUCCUCCGGAUCCUACGUACUUACUUCCGGUGGACCCCAAGCCGAAUCCAAAAGACUCAGCGUGCCUAGGACGUCGCUUGGGUCCAUGAACUCGGAACGUUCGCAAGCCUCCCUCGAAUCCAUCCAAGAAGCUGCCGAGGACGACUCUGCUCGACAACACCAAAACGGAUCUGCCAUCUACGAGGACUCGGCAAGUAAAGGCGGCAUCCCUACUGUAAAGCUCGAAACCCCUGCGGGUGAAGGUCCCGACGUCUCACUAAGUUCUGGCAGCAGCAAGGACGACGAACCCGACAGCCAGUUGCGCCGGCGCAACAUUAAGGAUCCCCACGAGCGGCCCGUCUCGGCUGCCUCCAUGAACUCCUUGCACGAGGUCAGCAGGGGUGGCAACUGGCUUCAGUCCUUCUUACGCGUCAUCUUUGUGGACUGGAUUGGUGGAUUCUUCUCGAAUCUUUUCUUCGGCAACAAGCCAAAGGCGUAA